AUGACGUCUGAUAUCUAUGACUCGGACGAUGCCAUGGGCCGGUCGCCGCCGCCCAAGCCGCAGGAGAUCAAGUAUGAAUCGGACGAGCCACCCCCGCCGUUCGUGACGAGCAACGAUGGCGACACCAAAGCCCAAGCCCAAGCCCAAGCCCAAGCCCAAGCCCACGCCGACACUAUGGGAACGCCCGAUCGUUCCCGUAAGCCGCACCUGCCGGAAACCCAGACCCAAACGCAUCUCGGCGACUCGGUACUGAUAAGCUAUCUAGUGCCAGACCGUCCGGAUAUCGCGGCGCACGCCCGCGACUAUCCGUACUCGGAAUGGUCGCCCAAACAGGAUCGGCCACCCCCGUUGGAUUGGAAACAGCCUCCGCCCCCACCGUCGAUGGAUAUAGAUGAGGGAGCUAGGGGAGGGAAAGGUACGGCAGACGGAGCAGGCGGAGGAAGAAAGGACACGGAAGUGGAACAGGCACGCGCCCGACCUCCCGCAUCAACUCCAGCCGAGAAGGAAGCCAAGCUCAAUCCCGUGGUGGAGCAAAGAGGAUCGCAAUUGCACGCCCAAGGGAAACGGGACCGCGAGACGUCGUUGUCGCCGCGCAACCAACCGUUCCCCGCGAUCCUGCCACCCCCAGCGCCGCCGUCCGACUUGAAGAACGACUUUGUCCCGCCGAGACAGCGUCCACGCCUGCAAUCCAUCACGGCCAUUCCUCCGGUUCGACGGCCCUCGGAGGACCUCCUCACACGAUCUCCGGAAUUGGGCCAUCGAGUUUCUCUACCUUCUCUCCAGUCCCUCUCUCCCCCAUCCUCAGUGGCAGGCACGUCGCCAGAUUCCGGCCACCCCAACAACAAAACCCUCCCCUCCAUCCAAUCGGCGCUCGGUGGAUUUUCACCCAGCGAGUUCCCUUCCACUCGACUCAACGGGCUCCCCCCACCAUACCCUUACGCGUCCUGUCCAGGCUCCGCAACUUCAUCGGAUUCACCACAUGACCGCCAACUACCGCGGCAAUUCCUCCCAUCGCAUAUCCCACCCACUCCCUUCUCCCAACACCUCUCCCCCAUCAGCGCCAAAGAUGCCUCCAACAACCCCUCCCCUGCAUCACAACCCUCCUCGGCAUUCUGGCGCGGUCCGCCCCUUCCUCCCCCACCACCCCCUCCGCCAGCCGCCGACACCCCGCAUCAUGCGCCUACGCCCUACGAGAUGUCCCCAAUGACUGCCAAGAGCCCGGCAACCAGCUAUCCCACGCCCACGGAGCAGCUCGCGCCCACCCCGGGGUCCAGUGAACGGGCCUCGUUUAGCUCGGCGGUGCCGGUAAACGGGGCUGGAGCCACGGGCAGUUACAAAUGCACGCAUCCCGGAUGCACAGCAGCGCCAUUCCAGACUCAGUAUUUGCUCAACUCUCACGCAAAUGUGCACUCACAAGAUCGGCCUCAUUUCUGUCCUGUGGAAGGAUGUCCCCGUGCGUUGGGCGGAAAAGGCUUCAAGCGCAAGAAUGAAAUGAUGCGCCAUGGCCUGGUGCAUAACUCGCCCGGCUAUGUAUGUCCUUUCUGUCCCGACCAGCAACACAAGUAUCCCAGGCCAGACAAUCUUCAACGCCAUGUCCGCGUCCACCACGUGGAUAAAAGUAAAGAUGAUCCCAUCCUCCGUCAGGUUCUCGCCCAGCGCCCAGCUGGGAGCACGCGAGGGCGGCGGCGACGGAUGAAUUCUGGUUAA
Messenger RNA from Penicillium canariense, 1707 nucleotides. RefSeq lists its product as uncharacterized. Gene Ontology annotation, cellular component: nucleus. Gene Ontology annotation, biological process: regulation of transcription by RNA polymerase II. The transcript has 3 exons. The record is from RefSeq and is a predicted model, not a curated record. Lineage: Eukaryota; Fungi; Ascomycota; Eurotiomycetes; Eurotiales; Aspergillaceae. Bases 1 to 1707 code for a protein of 568 amino acids.